AUGUCAACCACAGGGUCCACACUAGAUGCUACUUGGUCAAUUAUAGGGUCCACACUAGAUGAUACUGGGUCAACUACAGGGUCCACUCUAUAUGCUACCGUGUCCACUACAAGAUCCACACCAGAUAAGGAUCCAUCAGAUACUGAGGAUGAUGACAUGAAAAGUUCAGAUGAGGAAAUGUUAUCAGCAUCAGAUGCAGAGAAUGACACACCAGAUGAUGCUGACUGGAUAGCACCAUCUGAUGCAAGUGAGGAUAACAGUUUAGGAGAAGCUGAAAAUUUUGAAUCAGUAAUUCCUCCUUCUGUAUCAGAAGAGGAUGAUACAGUCACCUUUAAAGCCAGUGAAUCAAAAUCAAGCGAGAUAUCAUUGGUUGCUGCCAAAAGCAAUAACAACAAAGUCAUCAUCCAGCAAGCAACCCUUACAAACAACAGAAGAAGUGACAAACUCCGUUCCUGUCUAUAUUGCUGCCGAAUGUAUGCCCGUAUAUUACGACACUAUACUCAAGUACAUUCAAAAGAGACAGAUGUUGCCAAGGUAUUAGCUCUGUCUAAAAAGUCAAAAGCAAGGAAAAGCCUGUGGGCUAAAAUCGUCAAUAAAGGUGACUUCAAUCACAAUAUCGAUGUCAUGAAAAACCAACAAGGAAUGGUAAUACCUAAAUAUCGGCCAAGGACAAACCAGGAUUGCAUGACUAAAUAUGUUCCCUGCAAGUACUGUUUAGGCAUGUUUGUUCCAACCGAUCUCUGGAAACAUGCUAGAAGCUGCAAAAGUAGAGAUGAUCCCCAGAAAACAAAAGCAGGGUACAGAGAAAUGGUGAACAGUGGAAAACUGUUAUUGCCUGUGGUUGGGUCAAGUCACCAGCUGUUUGAAAACAUUCUUACAAAAAUGAAGAAUGAUGCCAUCACAAGAGCUGUGGAGAAUGAUGACCUGAUUUUACUUUUCGGUGAGAGACUAUAUAACAAAAACGGACAUAAUUUCCAUCAACAUCAAUAUAUUUCACAACGCCUGAGGGAACUUGUACAAUUCCUAAUUCAGGUGAGAGAGAUGUUUCCAUCAUUUGUGGUCUCUUCUUGCCUUCUGCCUUGCAACUGGGAUAAGCUUCUGAAGGGAUUGAAGCAAGUUGCAGGUUAUAACGAAGGAACUCAUGUUUAUGAUAUUGCUCUCCCACUCAAACUGGGACACAGUUUUAGCAAGUGUGCCAAGAUUUUGAAAAUGCAGGCUGUUAGAGAGGACAACGAGGUCUUGAAGAAAACUGCAGAAGGAUUCCUUGAGCUGUAUGAAUCGGAAUGGGCAGAAAGUAUUUCAUCACAGGCCUUAACCACACUGCAUAAUUCUAAGUUCAACAAACCCCAGUAUGUCCCACUGGCAGCAGAUGUGAAAAGGCUAACAAUCUAUCUGAAGAAAAGAGCUGACGUCUUACAGGAGAGUAGUGACUCCAAAGGCCUAGAUGACUUGGUAGAAGUUGUACUAGCACAAUUAAUCCUUUUCAACAGAAAAAGAAGUGGGGAAACCCAACGGAUGGAAAUCAAAGACUACAGGGAAGGUAUCAAAGAAAGUGGUGUGGCUUUAGAUGAAGAAGUCCAGAUGUCUUUGACAAAAUUUGAGAGGGAGUUGUGUGCAGUUCAUUAUCGCAUCAAAAUAAAAGGGAAGAGGGGCAGAAAAGUUUCUGUGUUAAUCUCAGAAGAUGUCAAAAACAGUAUUGAUCAUAUGUUAAGCAAGAGACCAAAAGAGUCAAAAUAUCUGUUUAUGAAGACUGAAAAUACACAGCCCAUCAGAGGAUGUGAUUUGUUGCGAAAGUUUGCCAGAGCAUGUGGGGCCCAGCAUCCCCAGCAUCUGACUUCAACAAGACUCAGGAAACAUCUUGCAACAAUGUCUCAAAUCCUUGGUUUGAGAGAGGAACACAAAGACAUGUUGGCAAAGUUUAUGGGACAUGAUAUUUGA
Ylistrum balloti is the source of this 1938-nucleotide messenger RNA. RefSeq lists its product as uncharacterized. The record is from RefSeq and is a predicted model, not a curated record. Gene Ontology annotation, biological process: DNA integration; DNA recombination. Gene Ontology annotation, molecular function: DNA binding. The coding region runs from base 1 to 1938 and encodes 645 amino acids. The transcript has 5 exons. Lineage: Eukaryota; Metazoa; Mollusca; Bivalvia; Pectinida; Pectinidae.